Messenger RNA from Nymphaea colorata (pocket water lily), 1236 nucleotides. Its product is annotated as probable complex I intermediate-associated protein 30. Gene Ontology annotation, cellular component: mitochondrion. The record is from RefSeq and is a predicted model, not a curated record. The coding region runs from base 293 to 1012 and encodes 239 amino acids. NCBI's taxonomy places the organism in Eukaryota, Viridiplantae, Streptophyta, Magnoliopsida, Nymphaeales, Nymphaeaceae. The transcript has 7 exons. Gene Ontology annotation, biological process: mitochondrial electron transport, NADH to ubiquinone; mitochondrial respiratory chain complex I assembly.
GCUCCCCAUGGUCGGCUCCAGUCAGUCGGUUGGUUCCUUUGCCACGAACCACCACAUCACGGAAGACGAGCGUCCGCCCGUCGCUGGCCACGAGUGCCCCGAUUUUGGGGUCCUACCCUUACCUGGAAACGUUAGACUGGCAUCCCUCGCUCCCACACAAACCCACACUCCGGAAGCACGGGCGGCUGCGUCCAACCAGAAGAGCUUUUGACUGGCAUCGAUCAAAUUGAGAAGCGCCCGAGAGGAUUGCCCCAAGAUUGGGUAUGUAUAUCUAGCGCCUGAUUCGCAGAAGAUGUCGAGGAUCAGAGCUCUGUGGAACGCUUCCAUUAACGCCACUAAAAGAGCGUUGACAUGGAAUCUGGAAGAGCUGAUGCCUCCACAAGAGAUGUGCGUUUUUAGCUUCAGCUCGAAGGAGGAUUUGAAAAGAUGGCACCUCUAUUCUGAUUCGGAGUAUGGCGGUCUAUCGUCAGCUUCGUUGGAGGUCAAAGAUGCAGAGAAUGGUCUAAAUGGACUUACAUUUCUGACACCUCUGAAUUAUAUCUAUUCGGAAGGUAUAUUUUCCGGCAAUCUUUCUUCUGAAGUAUCUGAUGGUUCCAGAUGGAGAAUGAACCGAAGUGGCUUUUGUGGAAUGAGAUCUAAGAAGUUUGAUGGCUUCAUUGAUUUGGAUCCUUAUGACACUUUGGCCUUUAAGCUGAAGGGAGAUGGCCGAUGCUACAUAUCUACCAUCUAUACAGAGAAUUGGAUUAAUGCCCCUGGUCAGUUAGAGGAUAAUACAUGGCAAGCUUUUGUGGUUCUCCCCAGAGGUAACUGGUACAUUGCAAAGAUUCCACUUGCUAGCUACCUACCCACAUGGAGAGGAAACAUAGUAGAUGCAAGGUUGGAAAUGAAUCCCUCCCGUGUUGUUGGAAUGUCAUUAUCUGUUAAUGCUGAAGGAGGUGUUCCUGGCACCAAAUCUGGGCCUGGAGAUUUUAAGCUUGAAAUCGACUGGAUAAAAGCAUUAAGAAGUGGAUAAGUAACAAAAAAGUUACUGCCAUGUCGUCAGAAAUUUUGACCUUGUUGUCUCGCUGACAUGACUGUUGAGAAUGAAACAGAAUCCAUGGAGAGGAGUUUGUGUAAUAUUUUCUUUGCAAAAUUUGGCUUGCAUAGAUUUUCCUGUGUUUAAUCCAUGAAUAACUUAUGCCAAGUCCUGAGAUGCUUUGAUGCCUUGUAGGGAGGGGAAGUAAAUUCCUGAUUCAA